This is a messenger RNA of Spirometra erinaceieuropaei, 2137 nucleotides long. The record is from the annotation of a GenBank genome assembly. NCBI's taxonomy places the organism in Eukaryota, Metazoa, Platyhelminthes, Cestoda, Diphyllobothriidea, Diphyllobothriidae.
AUGCCGCGGAGCCAUCGACGUGGUCUACGUCGCCCGUCAGCUAAAUCAAAAGUGCUGGGAGACGCGGGUCCACCUCUACACCACCUUCGUGGAUCUGACGAUACGGUGAAUCGCGAUGGUCUCUGGAAAAUCAAACAGAAAUCCGGAUGUUCUGAGCUAUUCACAGCUCACAAUGAGAUGGUGGCGCGCAUCACGAACGAGGAAGCCGUCUCAGAGGCAUUCGCAGCGGCCAACGAAGUGAGUCGUUGUUGCGUGGUCUCUGUAGAAUUCCCACUCAGUGGGAUCCGAUCUCGUUGCUGUUGGAGAAAAAACCUGGUAAAUUUUAUGCUUUGAACCAGGGGAUGUGGUGGCACGCCUAGGUGAGGGUCUUUGUCGUGCCAGUCACCUGCGCCCUCUCUCGCUUCCGGUCUUCUUGACUCUGUUAUGACACCGGACCCAGGUGGUGAGGAGGGAGUGCGUUAGCUGCUCAGCAAAUUCACUAUCAUCACAAACGAAUCCUCACGUAAGUCACCGUCCCUGUUCUCAGACAACUGUUGAGCACACGGUGGACGUCGUGGGAAAUGACUAUCUAAAUUCCAGGAAUAUGCUAUAUGAUAGUCAUUAUUACAAAAUCACCUAAGUUAUCCUUUCUAACUCAUAUAAUAUUCCAGAAUGCCAGUUUAUGUUUCAAACUAUACGCUACGCACUAAUGAGCCAGACAUGUCUACCCCAGCCUCUCCUGCCUAUACCAGCAACCCUCCUUCUAAAUUAGUAUAAAUAAAGAUAAAGUCACGUGUUCUCAAGCAUAAAUGAGAAAAAUAGGGCAAUCUCGGAAGGACGGCUUUAUUGUCCCGCCAUUUCCAAACCAGAAAAACUCUGAUCACAGGAUAUGAGCACUAUACUGCUCCUCCUGGUCUUUAGAGUGACCGUCAUAUUAGCGUGGCGGUAGUGACAAAUUCACCUCGGCAACCUCCGUAAAGACGGAGGAGGAGGAGGACGUCGUCUAUCUCCACGCCUCCUGUCACGUUGAUUCGUCGGGGCCGGUGUUCGGGCGUCGAUGUGAUCGCCCGCGUUAACAUAGACCUUUGCUGCCGCCUCUGGACCGCUAUUCUCCUUCGUACUCCUCGGCCGAACCUAUCCACGCUUGUAUGGGAAGUGGUUGCUACGCCGAUCUUGACGCCUGCACCUUCGCCCGAUUCGGGUUGUGGUGUGUCCACGCGCGUGGCUGGCUUGGGUUCGCCUGUGUGUGGGUUCGUCUUUAGCCCAGGUUCUCGUCUGCUCUUCCGUCCGGUGAAUCUUUAGGCCGCGGGAGGUCAGGCACAAUGAUUUAUGGAUGCUAUCCUCUUCAAAUUUCGGUUACUUCUCUGGCUGUCUUCCCUUCAACUCAGGAUUACCGAGAAUCUUGGAAUGUUUACGUCCGCCCAGAAUUUGCGCAGUGUUCUGCCGCCAAAGACAGCGACACCACCCUCUUUACCGCCCUGGGGUGUCAUCCUAUGCCGCUCACAGUAAGCCUCUGAAGAGGUACAGUCGAUCUGGCAAGUGACGUUCGUCCUUUCGUUUGUGGCAGGAGGCUUCUGUCUUAUGUCUUGAUUUAGGAAGACACUCCUGUCUGCGGGUGCUGCCGAUACUCAACCGUACAACGGCCUAGGAAAAACGGUCAGUGUAUGGAAACAUCUAUCAGAUUAUUGGCUUAUCUGUCACUGGCCCUUGGCCUUCCUGGAUGAUGAAAUCCUGCACAGAAAGAAUUACCGCACAGCCAGAGAAACAACUGAGGCCUGACACACGGGGAUAACGUCCAUCAACUAUUAUGUGGCCCUUCCUGGGGCCUACCAAACCCCCAGACACAGUUCAGUCAACAGAAGAGCAGACGGGAAGUUAGAGCCCAUCUGACACGCGGCAGACACGCAAGUAGAUACUCAACGACCCGGAUCGUACUAAAAUUCAGCCGUCAACGCCGGCGCAGAAGCCACUGUCCAGACGGACGAGCAGUGCGAACGAGAAUAGCGACCCAGAGGCAGAAACCGAGGUUAAUGUGGACGCGGACGAUGACCAGACCGGCCACCGACGAAUUAACCAAACGAGAGGACUGGAGGUGGACGAAGCCUUCUCUUCCCCCCUCUCUCCUCCUCCUCCGCUUUCGCGGAGACUGCAGAAAUGA